This is a messenger RNA of Chinchilla lanigera (long-tailed chinchilla), 1786 nucleotides long. It is a transcript of the gene Mrm1, whose product is annotated as mitochondrial rRNA methyltransferase 1. Gene Ontology annotation, biological process: rRNA methylation. Gene Ontology annotation, cellular component: mitochondrion. The coding region runs from base 223 to 1296 and encodes 357 amino acids. The transcript has 5 exons. The record is from RefSeq and is a predicted model, not a curated record. Gene Ontology annotation, molecular function: RNA binding; RNA methyltransferase activity. Lineage: Eukaryota; Metazoa; Chordata; Mammalia; Rodentia; Chinchillidae.
CCGGAACCCGGAAGUGGAGGGACAGCGUGGGACCCGGAGAGGGAGUAUCUGUGACUAGCCCCUUGGUCUCAGGGCAGUCCUCGGAGAGGCAGUCGGGGCUGGCUGUCCUUGUCUGAGGGGAUGGAGUGAGGACAGCCGUCGGGUCCUCUUCACCCGACUGUGCGGGGCGACCGCUCUGACGGACACAGCAGGGAGCGUCGAGUUCCCCGCGCAGCCCGUGCUAUGCGGCUGCUGUCGUCCGUCAAGGCCGCGACCCGCCGUUGCUCGGGGCGCCUGGUCGCCAGACUCGUCUCCCACGCUGCUGGGCGAGGGGUGCGGCCUGGCGGGGAGGAGCUCAGGCGCCUGCGGCUGGAUGACUUGGCGCCGGCCCCGCAGCCAGAGCUGCUGUUUGGCCUGUCCCCGUGUGUCCUGGCUCUGCGAGCCGCCCGCCGCCGCGUGGCCCGGCUCUUGCUCCAGGCCGGGAGGGCUGGCCUGCAGGGGGAGCGGGCCGAGCUGCUCCGGGCGGCCGAGGCGCGGGGCAUCCCAGUUGUGCGGCCCAGACGGCAGAAGCUGGACGCCCUGUGCCACUACCAGGUGCACCAAGGCGUCUGCAUGGAGGUGACCCCUCUGCGGCCCCGACCGUACACCGAGGCCGGGGAGGCGAGCCCAGGCGAUGACCCCCAGCAGUUGUGGCUCGUCCUCGAGGGGCUCCAUGAUCCCCGGAAUCUUGGGGCUGUGCUACGUACCGCUCACUUCCUCGGAGUGGACAAAAUCAUCACCAGCCGCAGAAACAGCUGCCCGCUCACUCCAGUAGUCAGCAAGGCCAGCGCGGGGGCUAUGGAGGUGAUGGACGUGUUCUCCACUGAUGACCUGACCGGUUUGUUACAGGCCAAAGCCAGGCAGGGCUGGCUGGUAGCUGGCACGGUGGGCAGUCUGGCGCCUGAGACCUCCCAGUCCUCAGAGGUCCCCGUCACUAGUUGCUUAGAGUUCCUCUGGGACCGGCCUACUCUCCUCCUGCUGGGGAAUGAGGGCUCUGGUCUGUCCCAGGAGGUGCAGGCCUGCUGCCAGCUUCUCCUCACCAUCCUGCCUGGGCGCCAGCUCCCUCCUGGGCUUGAGUCUUUGAAUGUGUCUGUGGCUGCAGGAAUUCUUCUUCACUCCAUCUGCAGCCAGAGGAAGGGUUUCCCUGCAGGGGAGGAAAGAGGGCAACUUCUCCAGGACCCUCCAGCUACGUCUCAAGGACUCACAGUGGCUCAGCAUCCAGGACUGUCUUCAGGAUCAGGAAAAGAGAGGCACAGCGGGGGCGGAGGGGCCCUCUGAGAUGUGGGCGUGCCAGAGCCGAGAUGGCUGCAGCUCCCCCGUGUGCUGGAGUCUGCCUACAUGUGCACCUAAGCCCUUGCUUAUUGACCACAGGGAGCUGUGGGACAGGAGCGGCCUUCGAAAUAACGACCAGAGGAAGUUCAGUCUCCCGUUGGAACUUUUGCUGUUGGACUUCCAGUUGGAGGUGGUAGUUGGCUAAUUUCCAGGCUGGGCAAGGGUGGGUGAGGUCUGUCUUCCUGGGUCCUGCCUGGGAGCCAAAGGAAGUGUGCUUCAGGAGGGCCCAGGCAGCCCAAUCCAGGGGUCCGAUUCCUCUAGAACCAGGUCUUGCCUGUGGUGCACGUGAGUGUGAGAAGGCAGAGGGAGGCCCUCUGUGGCCCCUAAGUGCGUAUGUUCAUCUUCAGGUGCCUGGGAGCCCUGGGCCGCACCUGCCUCUUAGGGUUGUUGUGAGGAUGAAAUAAAACCAUCUGGCGUCCUGUGGCCACUCAACAAA